CAGUUACAACUUCAGCACAAACACACAACAGAAAAGGGAAGGCAAUGGAGAUGUCAGCCAAGCUCUGUGUUCUAAUGGUCUUACUGAUCUUCUCAGACUGUGCACGUAAAGCAGGUGUCAAAGGAGAUGUCACUCCCACUGUUUUCUCCAGUGCUGGGGGGCACAUAACCCUUCACUGCAAUAAUGUGCUUGACGAAGACUGUUUCUCAACUACAUGGAUCUACAACAGUGCUGGUCAUGAUGGAACUACUGAAGAAGUUGGCCAUGGACAAGUCAAACAAGAUUCACCAACAAAUCGAUCAAAGAGACUUAUGGUGGAAUCUGACUGUUCUUUGAAUAUUACUGAUGUAACCACUGAGGAUGCUGGACUUUACACAUGUCAACAGUUCCCGAAAGAAGGUGGACAAAAAGAGGGAGGGGAUGCUCCAGUUUAUCUAGCAGUUCUUCAAAUGUUUGCAUCGCCAGAAGUGACAGAAAUAGAGCCUGGUAGUAAAGUGACUCUCCAAUGCCUCCUGAUUACACAUGACAAGUGUGGAGGAACCGUGGAAAAUAAGAGAGUUAGUCUAAGCUGGGUGGAUAAGCAAAACAUGAAGCUGAAUGAGACAAGUAACCGUCAUAUCAGAACUUCAUCUGCCUGUAACAUCACUAUUGCUGAGAAACUCAUACAUCUAAAGCGUUCUGAGAAAUUGAGAUUAUGGACAUGCCAACUGACUGCAGAUGGGAAGGUCAAGGCUUCAACCACCUACACCAUUCGAGUAAAAGACUCAAAAUCCACCUCAGCAUUCCCAACCAUAUUAGUAGCAUCAACAUCAACUUCUGAAACCAUCACAGAUAGCACGACCACACCAUCGCUAAUCCUGAAAGAUCAUACAGUCUCCCUGAUUGUAGGGGCUCUUGUUGCCAGCCUCUUGUCAGCCAUAAUAGUGAUAGUGGUGAUCUGCAAAAAAAGAGCAAAUUCUGAAAGGAGGACACAAAACAAUGUUGAUGAUAAUAUCAGCGAGAUGAGAGUCAAUGAGUCUGAACAACCUCCAGCUAAUGACCAGAACACAGAACACUAUGCAUCUAUUAAACACCUCAACCAAGCACACACAAAGCAUGCCAGAAAGUCACCUGUAGACACUGUGAUCUACAGCACACUCAGGGAUGCAGUGGAGGCUAAACACACGUAAACGCCGUUAACACACCUCCUGAACUUCGGAAAUAGCGUUUACACACCUCUAAUCUGCAUUUAUCAACCUCUAAAUUGCAUUUAUCCACCUUUAAAUAGCAUACCAUUCUCAAACAAUACUAAAUUAAUGUUGUUUUACAAUUGUCUAUAGUUUUAUAUUGCUAGUUUCAUAUUGUUGAACUUGGCCUGUGCAACACAGUUUAUCCAUAUUGCACUGCAUUAUGGUGUCAGCGACCAGUCGUCUCGCGGCAGUCAGCAGGAAGCAUCAAAUAUUAGUCACACCGCAUGUCAUGUAAACGAGUUUGGAUAGUGAAUGGAUACACACCGAUUUCUGAAGCAUCAAGACAGCAUCCCUCUUAUUGAUUAUGCCAGAAACGGCCCUGAAUACAAGCCCAAAGUGAGUGAGAAACAGAAACAAUACAAUACUUUUUUUUAGGUUCAUUUGAUGCGCGGUAGAUCCAUGCCUCUGAGUCAACAAGGCACGACGUUGACAUUAUUAGGUUACUUCAGACGAAGUUGCAAGUCACCUCUACCUUUCCCCAUUAGCCUAGAUAACUGGUUGUUAUUUCAUGCAUUCUCUGGCUUUUAAGCCGCUAAAAGCUAUUCGCCUUAUUCACCCGGUGGCCAGAACGAGGCUAAAGGUGGUGGUAAUGCACUCGGCCGUCAGAUUUGCCUAUAUUGCCAAUAUUUCACAUGCACAGGAAUUCUCACACACUCACCCUAGUCUUCUUAGGAAGUGUUUGGUGUAUGGAGUGAAAGUCUUAAGAGUCUUAGAGAGAAGUGAACAACAAUGAUGACAUCAACAACCAUCUGCAAAUCUGAUCCAACUGAGCUCUCUGUAAAAUGCAUUCUCUUGAUAUUGUAAGGUGAUUGGUUGGUUGAUUGAUUGAUUGAUUGAAAUUCUAUAUUGGAAAUCUG
Messenger RNA from Alosa sapidissima (American shad), 2086 nucleotides. RefSeq lists its product as uncharacterized. The record is from RefSeq and is a predicted model, not a curated record. Gene Ontology annotation, biological process: interleukin-15-mediated signaling pathway; T cell activation; positive regulation of ERK1 and ERK2 cascade. Gene Ontology annotation, cellular component: external side of plasma membrane; membrane raft. The coding region runs from base 45 to 1169 and encodes 374 amino acids. Lineage: Eukaryota; Metazoa; Chordata; Actinopteri; Clupeiformes; Clupeidae. Gene Ontology annotation, molecular function: MHC class II protein binding; protein tyrosine kinase binding. The transcript is spliced from 10 exons.